Molecule: messenger RNA, 447 nt
Organism: Dictyostelium discoideum AX4
Lineage: Eukaryota; Evosea; Eumycetozoa; Dictyosteliales; Dictyosteliaceae
Exons: 1
Coding region: 1-447 (148 amino acids)
Source: RefSeq, a predicted model, not a curated record
AUGUCUUCUUUUAAUGACUAUUUCGAAAUUCAAAAUGUUGAAAAUUUAUUACCAACUUUAAAAUUAUGUAAACAAUAUUUCUUCAAAAAUAAACAAGAUUCAAUCGUUAAUAAUAAUAAUUAUAAUAAUAAUAAUAAAAAUAAUAAUAAUAAUAAUAAUAAUAAUAAUAAUAAUAAUAAUAAUAAUAAUAAUAAUAAUAAUAAUAAUUAUAUUAAUAGUUGUAAUAGUAAUAAUAAUAAUAAUAAUAAUAAUAAUAAUACCAAAAAUAAUAAUAUUAAUAGUAGAACUGAUAAAAACAAUAAUGGAGACAAUAAAUUUAAUUUUAUUAAUGAAAUUGUCAAUAAUAAUAUUUCCACCUACACACCAUACAAUAUAUUGAAUAGUUGCCAUGGAAGUAGUUUGUUUGAAAUUAAACCUCAACCAAUAACAUGUAAAGAUAUUAAUUAA